This is a messenger RNA of Siniperca chuatsi (mandarin fish), 1361 nucleotides long. Its product is annotated as protein mono-ADP-ribosyltransferase PARP11. Gene Ontology annotation, molecular function: NAD+ poly-ADP-ribosyltransferase activity. The record is from RefSeq and is a predicted model, not a curated record. Bases 147 to 1070 code for a protein of 307 amino acids. The transcript has 7 exons. NCBI's taxonomy places the organism in Eukaryota, Metazoa, Chordata, Actinopteri, Centrarchiformes, Sinipercidae.
AAAUGACACUUAAUUCUUGAGUCAGAAACACCAAUAUCAAGCUCAAUAGCUUCCUGAGCAAAUCAGAGAGAGGAAGGUCAGUUUUAAAACGUAUAUAUUUAGCAUAUUUUGAAGUGAUAUAAUCUAUUUAUUUUAUUUUCAGGACAAUGUGGGGCAAUGACAAAGAGGAGUACAUGGACACAUCAGACACCCCAUGGUGUUGGUAUUAUCUGGCAGACUGUGGAAGGUGGCACAGAUUUGAGGAUGACCCCGAUAACGCACUUUGUAGUGAGGAUAUUGAAAAAUAUUACCUAAGAAACUCAAAAGCAGUUUUAUCUUCAUCCAGUUGUCACAGCAAGAUUGAUUUUUCAGUCAUGUUACAGACUGACCUCAUCACAGGAAGGCAUAGAAGAAUCCAUCGGGGCUACAACAUUGAGAGAAGUUGUUCCUGCUUCAGUGCUUCUCUUGUCUUCUGGGAGAAGGUUGAUCCCACCUGUCCUUAUCAGUUAAUCCCUCUGAGUGAGCUCACCCCUGAGUAUCAGACUGUGGCAGGUUAUGUGAAGGAGGAUGGGCUGUUGGACAGAUCCAUUGUAUCAAUCAGCAGGAUACAGAAUUUGGACCUAUGGGAAAUAUAUUGUCGGAAAAAGAAACAGUUAAUGAGAAUUCAAGGUGUCAAAGAAAUUCAAGAGAGAAGACUCUUUCAUGGGACCGAAAUAAGAAAUAUCGACAACAUUUGCAAGUAUAACUUUGAUUUACGGUUAGCUGGACAACAUGGCCACGUACUUGGCAAAGGAAUAUAUUUUGCAAAAUAUGCAACAUAUGCGGACAAAUACAGCAAGAGCAGCACGGAUCCAUUGCCGUUUUAUGGCAGGGAAACACAACGUGUACACAGUGAAUGCACUAAAAUAAUAUUUUUGGCACGGGUGAUGAUCGGGAAAUCAAAUGUUGGAAAAAAACAUUUCCAAAAACCUGAUCAUGGAAGUUCUGAAGACUCUCACCACAGCUGUGUGGAUGAUAUCAAUAAUCCAACUAUUUUUGUUAUUUUUGAUCCAAAUCAAAUAUAUCCAGAGUAUCUGAUUCAGUACAGAUGAAGUCAAGAGAGGAUCCUGAGCAUGUACCAUACCAACAUUUCCAAAUUUUUCAACUACAUUUUUUAAAGGAGGAGCAAGAAUCUGCAAUUAUAUGAAUGAAGGCUGUGUUUACAUACAUUUAGCAAGUAGUCUUAACAUUUUUAGUAGUUUAGUUUAUGGAAGUAUUGUUUAUAAAAUGCAUUAUUACAGGUUGACUUUUGUCACAUUUGGUUACUAUUUAAUAUUUAUGACCACAUUACACUGAUUUCACUUUGAAGAGGUUUCAUAAAUAAAUUACCUGGCAGAACCAAA